AUGAAUCCCUAUUACUCCGGUCAGAGUGGCAACCCAAACCAGCAGAGCCUCUCCUCCACAACCGACCCUUCGCGAUACCAACACUCCCUCGCGUCGGCGAAUGACCCUACACUCCAAUAUCAAGCCUCGGGGCAAGUGGCUGGUUAUCAGUCACAGACAUAUGCGUCGCAAAUGCAACCGCACCCGUACCACCCGUCCUCGGGAUACGCGAACGUGGGCGUUCCACACCCAUCAUACCAGUCUCCGCAGUAUUCGCAAAUGCCUGCGGAACAACAAAAUGUUUACAGCCCGCAAGCCUACGGGCAGCACAGCCCCGCAUUCCCCGCCGCAGGCUCUAGAUCCGGGCAAUACUCUGGCGGGCCACCCGCAAGCCCCACAUACGGGAGCUCGUCGUACGCUCCGGCGCAUCCCGCGCAAUACGGCCUCGUCUCUCCCGCGCCACACCCCUCCGCACCGCAGGCCACGCGGUACAUCCCCACACCCGCACAGUCAAUGCAAUCGUACGCAUACGGCACGGGGCGCGGUGGUGCAUCUGGCAGCAACAUCGUCCUCCCACCGCCGGCCUCGCCCUCGCCAGGCAUCGAACGCUACCAGUGCGAUCGCUGCGACCGCACCUUCUCGCGCCCGCACGACCGCAAACGGCACUACGAGAGCCAGCACAUGUUGACGUCGCAUACGUGCCAGUACUGCAGGAAGGACUUCAGUCGCGCGGACUCACUGAAACGGCAUCUAGACAACGGGUGCGAUAAGGCACCGGGCCCGUAG
Postia placenta MAD-698-R-SB12 is the source of this 765-nucleotide messenger RNA. RefSeq lists its product as hypothetical. The record is from RefSeq and is a predicted model, not a curated record. The transcript has 2 exons. Bases 1 to 765 code for a protein of 254 amino acids. Lineage: Eukaryota; Fungi; Basidiomycota; Agaricomycetes; Polyporales; Adustoporiaceae.